Molecule: messenger RNA, 2018 nt
Organism: Benincasa hispida (wax gourd)
Lineage: Eukaryota; Viridiplantae; Streptophyta; Magnoliopsida; Cucurbitales; Cucurbitaceae
Product: D-mannose binding lectin protein with Apple-like carbohydrate-binding domain-containing protein
Source: RefSeq, a predicted model, not a curated record
AGGGUGAGUUGAAAAUUGAGAUUGGCUCAAUUAGGAGUAAAAAAAGAAGGUUAAAAGAAUAUGAUGCAAAAUAAAUAAAGAAAUACAAAGAGAAGUGUCACAUGGACAGGCUGUAGGGAAAAGAUAGCUUUAAUUACGGCUGGAAUUUACUAUAGCAAUUAUGGAUAAAAAAAAAAUAAUAAUUAAGAAUUCCUGGAUGCAAUUAAUGAAUCCACUAACAUUUCAACAUUACCAUAGCCAGGCAAAAUGAAAGGUGAGUCCCUUUUUGGGAGUGGACUGCUCUGCUGUUGCCUUCAUCAUCUUCAAUCUUCAUUCAUAUGCUUUCUCAUUUCUUUUCCUUUCUUUCACUAAAAUCUUCCUUCAAAAUAUCCCUUCAUUUGUUUGCUUUUUCUCUGAUGAACUUGAAGGUAGCUGCUGGGUUUUGUUUUCUCAUUAUUCUUUUCUUCAAUCUGGGCCCUUCCAUUUGCAGAACUGACAUUGUUACUGGUUAUGAAGUUAAUCUGGUAGUGCCGGCGGAGUACGAGGAGUGGUUCAUCGGAAGGGCCUUUUUGAUGGAGACGGAGCAUUUAAUGCCGCCCAAUUUCCGAGUAGCUUUGACAGUUGAAGCCACGCAAGGCCAAUAUUCCUGUUCCUUGCAGGUUUUCCUCGGAGAAGUUAGGGUGUGGAGCUCCGGCCACUUUUCCCGGUUUUUCACGGCGGAGAAAUGCGUCCUUGAGCUCACUGCCGACGGGGACUUGAGGCUUAAGGGUCCCACCGGCCACGUGGGGUGGCGGACGGGGACUUCCAGACAAGGUGUGGAGAGGCUCAGAAUAUUGAGAAGUGGGAAUUUGGCUCUGGUGGAUGCUUUUGAAAGAACUAAAUGGCAGAGUUUCAAUUUCCCAACCGACGUGAUGGUUUUGGGGCAGAGUUUGAAUGUGGCUACCCAUUUAACUUCCUUCCCCCCGAAUUCAACCUUCUUCUACUCUUUCGAAAUCGAAACCCAAAGAAUCGCUCUCUAUCUCAACUCUCCGAAAUGCAAGUAUUCUUAUUGGGAAUUCAAGCCUCCCAACAACAUCAACCUCUCAUUCAUCACACUCAACGCCGAGGGUCUGGAUAUCUUCGACGACCGAGCCAAGAAAAUUUCAACAAUCCCAUCAGGAACGCCUCGGCCGUUGAGAUUUAUGGCACUGGGGAACAAAACUGGGAAUCUGGGCCUUUAUUCCUACUCCCCUCAAAGCGGAACUUUCGAAGCUUCAUUUCGAGCACUCAGAAGCACUUGUGACCUUCCUCUGGCUUGUAAGCCGUACGGGAUUUGCACAUUCUCCAAUUCCUGCUCGUGCAUUGGAUUCAAAAUGGGGGGCGAAGAAGAAAUUUGUGGGGGAAGCGAGAUGAUGGAAUUGGAGGGGGUAAGUAGCAUUUUAAGAGAUGGUCCGAAGAGGGUGAAUGUGAGUAAGGAGGAAUGUGGGGAGUGGUGCUUGGAGGAGUGCAAAUGCGCGGCGGCGUUGUACUACUGGGGCGUAAAGGAAUGUUAUGUGUACAGAGUGGUGAUAGGGGUUAAACAGAUUGAGAUGGGAAUGGGAUUGAGUUAUAUGGUUAAGGUUCCGAAAGGGAGUGCGUUGGGGCGGCAGAAGUCAGGGCUGAAGAGAUGGGUGCUUGCAGUGGUGGGUGUGGUCGAUGGUUUGGUUAUUCUUGCUGUUUCUGGAGGCCUUGGCUAUUACUUCAUCAAGAGGAGGAGGAAGAAUUUUAUGGAUACACGAGAUACCCAUUCUUGACUAAUCUCUUUUCUUUUUCUUUUCUUUUCUUCUUUUUCAUGUGAAUUGGAGAGUUUGAUUUUGAUUUCUUCUCUCUCUCUCGGAUUUUUUCUUUUCAGUAACAAGUUGGGGAAUAUAGGCGAUGGAUAUGAAUAUACCAAAAUUGGGAUUUUUUACUCAACUUUGUUGGACAUAUUUAAUUUUUUUAAUUGCAAAUAUUUAUCCAGGUCAACUAGGCAGAAUGUAGUCCACUUUCUGUUGAAUCGUUUGAUCAUGGUUGUGUGUGGC